This is a messenger RNA of Amphiprion ocellaris (clown anemonefish), 4118 nucleotides long. RefSeq names its product phosphatidylinositol-5-phosphate 4-kinase, type II, gamma a (gene pip4k2ca). The record is from RefSeq and is a predicted model, not a curated record. Gene Ontology annotation, molecular function: phosphatidylinositol kinase activity. The transcript has 10 exons. Bases 272 to 1522 code for a protein of 416 amino acids. NCBI's taxonomy places the organism in Eukaryota, Metazoa, Chordata, Actinopteri, Pomacentridae. Gene Ontology annotation, biological process: phosphatidylinositol metabolic process.
CUGGAGGGGGCGGUGGAGGACUGUUAUCCGGAGACAGGAUUUCACGCCCGGCUGAAGUUAGGAAGUAAUGAUUCAUCCCGCCGGGUUACUCGUUAAAUCGUGCUCCGGAGAAACUGCGUCAGUGUAACAGAAACCGUAGCGGGCCGGUGGACUUUGGCUGCGGUCGUCGGCGUGAUCGAGCCGCGUGAGAAACGGCCGCCGUCAAGGAGAAGAAGUGUCACCGCCGCUCCAGCGCUCCGCACAGGGGGACGAGGGGAGACAGUCCGCGGCCAUGGCUGCCCACGGUAGCUCGGGGACCACCUCCAGCCCCAUGGUGAUCCUGGCGCCCAAGACCAAGACGAAAAAGAAGCAUUUCGUGCAGCAGAAGGUGAAGGUGUUCCGAGCCAGCGACCCGGUCCUGAGCGUCUUCAUGUGGGGCGUCAAUCACUCGAUCAAUGAUCUCAACCAGGUGCCCGUUCCCGUCAUGCUGCUGCCCGACGACUUCAAAGCCAACACUAAGAUCAAAGUCAACAACCACCUCUUCAACAAAGAAAACCUCCCGGGACAUUUCAAGUUCAAAGAAUAUUGUCCUCAGGUCUUCAGAAAUCUGAGGGAACGUUUUGGUAUCGAGGAUCUGGAUUAUCAGGUGUCACUGACUCGCAGCUCCCCGAUGAGAAGCGUCGAUGAUCAGGGUGAAGGUUUGCUCCUCAACUCCUACGACCGAGCGCUGGUCGUCAAGCAGAUCUCCAGCGAGGAUGUUGCCGACAUGCACAGCAUCCUGUCGGAGUAUCACCAGCACAUCGUGAAGUGUCACGGCAGCACGCUGCUGCCUCAGUUCCUGGGAAUGUACCGGGUGAGCGUGGACAGCGAGGAGACCUACCUGAUCGUCAUGAGGAACAUGUUCAGCCACAGACUGGUGGUGCACAGGAAGUACGACCUGAAGGGCUCUCUGGUGGCUCGUGAAGCAAGUGACAAAGAAAGGGGAAAAGAGCUCCCCACCUUCAAGGACAUGGACUUCAGGAACAACAUGCAGAAGGUUUACGUGACAGAGGAGCAGAAGGAGAAGUUCAUGGAGAAGCUGAACAGAGAUGUGGAGUUCCUAGUGAGGCUGAAAAUCAUGGACUACAGCCUGCUGCUCGGCAUCCAUGACGUCGGCCGGGCGGAGCGUGAGGAUGAGGAGGUCGAGGAGGUGUCCAACGAGGAGGAGCCGGAGGCGGAGAACGGCCUGGCGGGGGCCACGGUGGGUUCUUACGGAACGUCUCCGGAAGGAAUCGCCGGCUACAUGUCGUCCUGCAAACCUCUGGGACCCGGAGAGUUCGACCCCUACGUGGACGUGUACGCUGUCGGGAGCUGCCCAGGAGCUCCUCAGAGGGAGGUUUACUUCAUGGGCCUGAUCGACGUCCUCACUCAGUACGACACCAAGAAGAAAGCAGCUCAUGCAGCAAAAACCGUCAAGCACGGGGCCGGAGCUGAAAUCUCCACAGUCCACCCCGAGCAGUACGCCAAACGAUUCCGCGACUUCAUCUCCAACAUCUUUGCGUGAAGCUCGAAUCUUUCCAGCUGGGAGCUAAAAGUCUUAGAACCAAAACAUAGAGUGCACACACGGAUCAUUAUUUAAAAUGUGGUGAUCUGAAGCGAGACUUUACGUUGUAGCAAUAUCAUGUACUACUUCUGAUGCAUAUAUUUAUUUUUAAGAUUUAAGAUGUAUUUCUAUAGAUAUUAAACACUCUUAACAGAAUAACUCUGCAAACAAACUGCUGUUGAUCAGUGUUGAAAGUGUUAAACUAUAUCAGACAUCGUCUUUUUUCCACGUGGCUCUGGUUUUUCCAGGCAUUAACUGAAAGGAUUUGUUUCUAUUUUUGGCUUUUUACAGAGAGUUAGAUGAGAACAGAGGCUCAUGUCUGUACAGUGUUAAUAUAAAAGACAGUUAGCUUAGCUUAGCACGAAGCCUGAGCCAAACAAACUCGGCCUGCUAGCGCCUUUAGGUGAAGUUAUAUUAAGAGGUUCUGGUGGUUUAGUUAAGCUUUUUUUUUUUUUUUUUUUUUUUUUUUUAAAAACUAAAAUUACAAAUUCAUAUAGAUUUUUUUUAAUUAAUCUACAAAAACCUGCAGAGAAGAUGCACUGCUUUUACUUUAACAACCUCCAAUAGCACCAAUAAUGUAAUAAUUUACUGAAAAUGCAGUAAAAUUUUCUCUUAACGUGAUCAAAAAUGUAUUAAAACCCAAUAAUUAUCCUGAUCUUUGUGGACGCUAGGCUCUGUUUGCUUGUAUUUGCCUUGAACUCUAAAAAUAAUUAAAGAUGAACUUGAGCUACUGAGCCCAACUGAGGGUAUAUAUCUAAAAAAUAAAUGUGUAAAUAAAUUAGAAAUAUAAAUAAAUCCUUUUCAUAAUAAUUGUAGCAUAAUUAAAAGUAAAAAGUAGAAAUACUAUGUAAAAUAAUAGGUGAAGUUCGAUGUUCUGUUCAGGUAUUUUGCAAAUAAAAAUACAAAUAAAUCCAAAUAUUUACUAGUUAUUUUAAGAAGUUCUGUCGUUUAAUUAUGUUUUUUGUUUUUAACUAAAAAUACAAUUUAAUUUUUUAUCUACAUGGACUUUUACUUUGAAAGGUGUCCAUGAUGCCUUCAGGUUCCAUCCAACAACCUCCGGUAGCACCAAUAAUCUAAUAAUUCACUAAAAAUGUAGUAAGAUUUGGUUUUUUUUAACUUGAUCAGAACUGUAAUAAAACGUCCUGACUGAAAUUCUAGGAACACAUUUACUAGUAAUACUUUGAAAACCGGUCAUUUUUUCACUAAAGACUUUUUACAAAUAUUGUAAUAUUUUUGUUUUUCAGUCCAAACUGUGUUGAAAGAAUUUAAUUUAUUCUAAAUGCAUUGGAUUUUGAAUAAAAUAAGCACAGUUAAAGUGGAGACAAGCGUUCUGGGCUUAUUGAUUAGACACUGAACCACUACGGAAAAUUCCAAAUAAUUGAUCCCUAAACGUUUCUCUUGACUUCACCAAAAGCUGCCUAAUGAAACUUUACAUUUACAAGAAUAAAAGCUCACUUAUUUUGACAUUAUUACAUUAUCUGUCUGAAUUAUUGCAUCAAAUAUGGCCCUCAUAGAAGGUGUCACAUGACCAGAAAAGCAUAUUUUGACAGUAUUGAUGAGGAUAUUUCAGUAGAUUAUUGGGUUUUUAUUACAUUUUUUGUUCAAAUUUUAAGUAAGCAUUAUUGGGAGCUGCAGUAGUGUUCAGGACUGAAGAAGGGAUAAAAUAUCGCUUAAUAAUUGAAGGUGAAGAGAAGAGAAAGUGAACAUUUUUAUCAGUUUCUUAUGUGAAUAGUCAGGGCUGGACAGAACCCAGAUAAAACCCUCAAUUUUGAUUUUCCAAGUUGUUAAAUUAGUGAACUUUCGAGCUGUUUUUAUUCUCUUGUAGACAGAGGUAAGCUAAGCUAACAGAUGCUAGCUGUAGCUUCAUAUUCACUGUACAAAUAUGACUCAUCAAACUCUCUGCAAGAAAGCAGCACAUUUCCCUAAAAGCUUCUCCUUCAACUCUUAUUUAAUGAGGAUUAAAAUAUAAUGCUAGUCUAGAUGGUACACUUGGAAAAUAAUAUUAUUUGUCGAUAGAAGUGAAUGUUUGGUGCCAAACGUGUGUUUAUCAAAGCUUUAAUCGAAGCCGGAUUUGCACUUUGCACACAGUUAAUUAGACUUUUUUGGCAGAGCAGUUCAACAAAACCCAAUUUCAAUGGAUCAAAUACUGUUUUCUACCAAAGUUUCUGCUACAUUUCCUCAAAAAAUCAUGCAGAACAGCCAAAUCACAAUUUAAGUUUAAGUACAAAAAUAUAUAAACAUAUCAAGUAAUUUAGCCUGUAAACCUCCCAUCCAACGCGAUUCGACUCCUUUCGUAGUGUUUUGUGUGUUAGACAGGCUGAUAUGUGGAUCAUUGUGGUAGGUUAGGACGUAGAAACAUUAGCAGCAGGAACUACAGUGUGUGUGUGUGUGUGUUGUUAGAUUUAGUGAUAACCGUGGUAGAUGUCUGACAGUAACUCUACAUUUCAGUAGCUUAGCCUUAACACCGUGAGAUGACGCAGCAGAAACACACCUCAAUGACUGCACAUGUUGUAUUUUUGCAAAUCAGCUUUUGGACCAAAAUAUAUUUUACAAACAA